AUGCCUCACCAUCAUACCAACCUGGUGAUGGGGCACGUUCGACGGGAUGUGGUACCCUCCCAUCGACUGCCACUUUUGGUCCCGACCACAACUCACCUGGGGGGCUUGCCCUCUCUGGUGGUGCGAGCCGAUUCAUCAACCUCGACAUCAACCUCAACAUCGUCCGAAAAACCUACCAGCAACUUGGAUACGACUGUUUUGCCCGUAGUGCUCGGUGCAGGUGUUCCUAUUAUUUGUGCUAUCAUAGUCUUUAUCAUCCUUCACAGGAGACACGUGAAAAAGUUGAUACAUGAGGAUGCGAAUGAUAAGCACAAAUCUCUAGAUUUCGGCCUAGAUGAUGUGAACCCUCACCGGCAGAAAAAAGCCCCCAAUGGAAUGCCCCAGAUGAUGGAACCUAGCCAUGCUAAGGGGCUCUCUCUCGAUGUUUAUCCUUAUCUGAUGCCCCCGGGUCUUCACAGCUCUCGAGAUUCCAUACAUUCCAUCUCUCGAUCGAUUGACGAUGACAAGUACCGCCCCGCCACAUUUAUCACAAAUGACAACGCCUCCGUCAGGUCAUUCCCGAGAAAUCGGGAUGAUGCUUCUAGUGUGGCAGGGUCAACUCGGUUUGGUAACGCAGAGGAGCCUAACGCGGGCCUUCUCCGGAACGCUCAACGGAUGUCUCGCUCGUCACCACCUCUGCACCGUGGCCCUUCAAAUGAGCCAACGUCGCCCCCUUCUGCGCAUCUACACCAGGACUAUCUUGGACCGACUCCGGGUAUGACGCCUUAUCCCGUGGAGCAUAAUGAGCCAGCACACGGAGUGGCUCUUGGCAGCCCUGCUGGUGAUUCCAAUAUCCAUGAGAGAACGGCCUCGCCUCCAGCCCCAGAACCCCAAUUUAAUUUACCGGCGCCUCAAUUCAACUUCAACUCGGCAUCAGAGCUUCAUUUCGACACCCCUGCUAAUGCGCACGGCAACGAUUCGAACAAUUUCUAUGAGGACCGCCCCAAUUUCCCGCUGUCAGAACCGAUGCAAUCUCACCAGGCUGAACCUGCUCAGGCGCCCAGCAUGCAGCUUCCUCGUAUCUCCCUGCCAGUCAGCGAUAUCACCAGUAGUGACUAUGGUGAUGACCAUCGCAAGUCAGAACUGGUGAUCCCCGAGGUGAAUAUUCAUGGUGCUGAGGAGGCGGAACAUCAGCAGGAAUCCAAGAAAAUGCCAGAGCUUCCAGAUGAACCCCAAACCCUGGAUCCUGUCUAUGACACUCGUCGUGAUACCCGCCGGUUGACUCUCGGUGUCCGACCAUUGCCCCCAGAGGACCCAGCCGACAACCCGGAGCAGCGUGCCAACCGGAUUCGCUCCUUCUAUAAGGAGUACUUCGACGAUAGCAAGCGGGAGACCACUUACUACGAAGACUACGGUCCCGAAUUCUACGAGGGUGGCGGCUAUGUCUAUGACCCAACAAAUGGGGAUUACUACGAUGCAGACCCCCCUGCUCCGUUUGCUGAGCCAAUAGGCCGCCGGGCCAUGACUCCUCCACCUCGAAUGCCGCCCCGAUUCCAAGGAGCUGCCCGUCAUAUGGCGACUAACUCCGCCGGUGGCAUUGGUGGCCCCGGGCCUCGUGCCUUCUCCUCUGCUUCUGGGCGAGGACCUGGUCCUAAGGCCCCCCGUCGACCAAUGCCUCCACCGGCACCGCUUCAAGUUCUGCCCACACCGCACAUGUUGAAUGACGAUUCCAUUCUGACUGCAGCGGCUUUUGCCCCGGGCCACAACUUCCGCGAUCAACAAGCAGGUCGUCCCGAGACGCCUACUGGAGGCAUGCAACCUUACAGCCCUGCGCUCCGCGCUCACACUCCCCUGAUGUCGUCAUUCGAUGAUCUUGCUGUGAUCCCCAGCCCUCAUGCCCUGCGCAAGUCCGGCACAUUCACGAGUCUGGACUUUGCCCCGCCUCCCCGGUUCAAGAACCAGGACGGUGGUGGCAGUGACGCCGGUAGCAUUCGCAGCAAUCGGACCGGCAUCUCUAACACCCACCAGAACAACAUUCGCAUGGGUAACUAUCGGGUCAGCCGUCUGCCGGCCGGAGUGGUUGGCACCCGGGAUGACAUGAUGACCAGCUUGCGCCCGACUAUGGACCUGACGCGAUAA
This is a messenger RNA of Penicillium longicatenatum, 2118 nucleotides long. RefSeq lists its product as uncharacterized. The coding region runs from base 1 to 2118 and encodes 705 amino acids. The transcript has 3 exons. Lineage: Eukaryota; Fungi; Ascomycota; Eurotiomycetes; Eurotiales; Aspergillaceae. The record is from RefSeq and is a predicted model, not a curated record.